This is a messenger RNA of Exserohilum turcica Et28A, 1485 nucleotides long. RefSeq lists its product as uncharacterized. The coding region runs from base 97 to 1329 and encodes 410 amino acids. The transcript has 2 exons. The record is from RefSeq and is a predicted model, not a curated record. NCBI's taxonomy places the organism in Eukaryota, Fungi, Ascomycota, Dothideomycetes, Pleosporales, Pleosporaceae. Gene Ontology annotation, molecular function: 4-hydroxyphenylpyruvate dioxygenase activity. Gene Ontology annotation, biological process: L-tyrosine catabolic process.
AAAACAUCGAACAAGGAUAAGCUGAUACCCAUAUUGUAUUGUGCCUUUGAUCUUCCUUCAAUCUUAUUGCUUGUUGAGUUUUCAACCUCUUUCACAAUGGCUCCCGCUGCCAUCUCCCCCCCAACAUCACCGCGUCCCGACAACGCCACCACCACUACCCCAGCCUCGGACAUUUCGUCGUACCGCGGCUACCACCAUGUGCACUGGUACGUGGGCAACGCCAAGCAAGCCGCGGCCUUCUACGUAGCGCGCAUGGGCUUCGAGCGCAUCGCGUACCGCGGGCUGGAGACAGGCUCACGGGCAACGGCGUCGCACGUGGUGCGAAACGGAGACGUAACGUUUGUGCUGACGUCGCCGCUGCGAUGUCUGGAGCAGAGCUCGCGGUUCAGCGCCGAGGACGAGGCGUUGCUGCGGGAAAUGCAUGCGCAUCAGGAGAGGCACGGGGAUGCUGUUAAAGACGUCGCGUUUGAAGUCGACAAUGUAGACGCCAUAUACUCUGCAGCCGUGGCCUCGGGCGCCGUCUCCAUCGCAGAGCCGCAUACCGUGUCCGACGCGCACGGCAGCGUGCGCCUGGCCACCAUCCGCACGUACGGCGACACGACGCACACGCUGAUCCAGAAGACGUCGUACAGCGGCAUUUUCCUCCCGGGAUACCGCGCGGAAACGGGCAUGAGCAGCGACCCUCUGCAGCGCUUCCUUCCCUCGGUGCACCUCGAAGCCAUCGACCACUGCGUGGGCAACCAAGACUGGGACGAGAUGGAGAAUGCCUGCGCCUACUACGAAAACGUGCUGGGCUUCCACCGCUUCUGGAGCGUCGACGACAAGGACAUUUGCACAGAGUACUCGGCGCUCAAAUCCAUCGUCAUGAGCUCGCCCAACGACGUCGUCAAGAUGCCCAUCAACGAGCCUGCAAAAGGCAAGAAGCAGUCGCAGAUUGAAGAGUACGUUGAUUUCUACGGCGGCCCCGGUGUCCAGCACAUCGCGCUGCGGACCACGAAUAUCAUCGAUGCCAUUACCAAUCUCAAGGCGAGGGGAGUCGAGUUCAUCAAGGUGCCCGAGACGUACUACGAGAAUAUGAAGCUGAGGCUUAAAAAGGCCGGGAUGACGCUGAAUGAGGACUUUGAGACGCUUAGGAGUCUGGAUAUCCUGAUUGAUUUCGACGAGGGCGGAUACUUGCUGCAGCUGUUCACAAAGCAUCUCAUGGACCGGCCGACCGUGUUUAUCGAGAUUAUCCAGCGGAACAAUUUCGAUGGGUUUGGCGCGGGGAACUUUAAGAGCUUGUUCGAGGCUAUUGAGAGGGAGCAGGAGCUGAGGGGGAACUUGGUCUGAGACCAUACGACGUCUUAUGAUGGCAUUUCCAUGGUGUUGGGUUCCUUCUUUCCUUCCUCUUCAUAUACAUAUUCCUCUUCGUCUUUAGCGUGAUACAUAGGAUGCUCUAGCAUCUUGCAAUAUUAGCAUUCUUCAUUUCAUCAUCCAUCGUGUCUU